CUCUAAUGAGAAGUCUCCUAUGGUUUCACGUUUUCUAAAACCUUUCCUUCUUUUAUUUGCCUCACCACUCUUAAAAAGAAUACAAAAGUAAACCAGACCAUGGCAGAGAGAAAAGAAAGGUGCGGCCACUGCGGAAGACUACUGCUAGUGGCACCAGAGGUUCACACCUUCAAGUGUGCAGUGUGCCAUGGCAUCACUCGGAUUGGUCAAGCCAGCAAUACACUGAGUCUGGUUUAUAACUCUAUGUCUCAUGCUGCAAACAGGUUAAGAGGGUUCAUAAAUACUAUGAUCACUGGUUCAUUUAACAGCAAUGUAGGCUAUGGGAUACCUAAUUAUGGCUAUUAUCCUCAGCCUCAGCUAUUAAGGCCACCAGCUCCGUUGGUUCCUGCCUCUGCAUAUGGUUCAAAGAGAGCAUUGCUGUGUGGAAUUUGCUACCAUGGACGAAGUUACAGGCUUAAAGGUUCUCUAAAUGAUGUUAAGUUCAUGAGAUAUUUUCUUAUCAACCAGUUUGGAUUCCCUGGCGACUCCAUUCUUAUGCUCACGGAUGAUAAGGAGGAGAAAAACCCACUGAAAAUCCCGACCAAAAAGAACAUUCAAACAGCAAUGCGUUGGCUGGUCGAGGGUUGCAGGCCAGGGGACUCACUGGUGUUCCACUUCUCAGGGCAUGGCACACAAGAAGUGGACCAUAACAUGGACGAGAUAGACGGUUACGAUGAAGCACUAUUACCAGUUGAUUAUGAGCUCAAUGGGAUGAUUAUUGAUGAUGAGAUCAAUGCAACGAUAGUCAGGCCACUGCCUCGUGGUGCAAAACUUCAUGCCAUUGUUGACGCAUGCCACAGUGGGACCAUUCUUGAUCUACCUUUUGUGUGCAAAAUGAGCAGGGAAGGGUUUUACACCUGGGAAGAUCAUACACAGCCGAGGGCUGAUUAUAAAGGUACAAGAGGAGGGCUUGCAAUUUGUAUAUCAGCUUGCGAUGAUGCAGGAUCCUCUGCAGAUACAUCAGCCUUUGGUGGAAAGGUUGUUACUGGUGCCUUGACUUAUAGUUUCAUACAGGCAGUGCAAAAUGAACCUGGAUUAACCUAUAGUCGCUUGUUAACUGCCAUUCGUGCUGCAAUCAGAGGAGCUAAAAUUGGUAUAGUUGCCCUAAAUGGUCCCAUCAUUUCACUGCUAAAUAAAAUGCUAGGCAUGGAUCGCAUCAGACAGGAUGCACAACUAUCCUCUUCUGAGAGGUUUGACAUACAUACACAGCGGUUUGUGCUAUGACUUGGUUUCCUCACAUCAUUGCUCUUAUAAGCAAUUAAGAGUUCAUUCUCAAGUUGAAUGAAAAGAACGAUAUUAAUUUUCAGAAAAUCUUGGAGAAGUUGUUGGCCUUUCAAUAGUGGAAAUUGUAGUCCACAUUUAGUUACAUUUUAACUUUGAUGGAAAUUAAUUUGUCUGCUGCAUUUUUAUAUCAUGUUAAUGGCAAAUGUCUUUACCAAUCUAUGUGUAGACCGCAUCCAUAUUUGACAUGCGUUGGAUACUUAGAUAGUAGCAUUUUGGAUUC
Molecule: messenger RNA, 1543 nt
Organism: Neltuma alba
Lineage: Eukaryota; Viridiplantae; Streptophyta; Magnoliopsida; Fabales; Fabaceae
Product: metacaspase-3-like
Exons: 5
Coding region: 100-1263 (387 amino acids)
Biological process (GO): proteolysis
Cellular component (GO): cytoplasm
Molecular function (GO): cysteine-type endopeptidase activity
Source: RefSeq, a predicted model, not a curated record